AGUGUUUCCAGCUGCUCGUUUAAAUAAAUUAUGACGUCACGUGAAAAUGUUAUAAAAGCAAAUUCAUUUGCGCUAAUUAUUCAACAAUACUGGUCGACGGUGAAGGGCGUGAAACCAUGAUUUUCUCGGGGUAUUUUUAUAUUGUUUUUGCGACGAUUUUUGGAUUUACAGCCGGCACUAUCCCCGAGUACAUUCACGUUUGCCACAGAAAUGAUCCGGACGUAGCCAAAUGCAUUCAGAAUUCCAUAGAAGCUCUCAGACCAAAACUGGUUCAUGGAAUUCCGGAGUUGAGCGUUCCCGGAAUCGAUCCCUUUAAGUUAGAUAAGAUAGUGAUUUUCGACGGCAGCGACAGCAAUCAGCUCACGGCGUCAUUAAACAACGUGGAAGUCAGGAACGCCGGAAAUUUUGAAAUAACUAAACUGAAGUUAGAUUUGGACAAGCGGAUAUACAGAGUGGGAGUCAGAUUCGAUCUUUUGGAUAUGGAAGGGGACUACAGUGUUCACGCUAGAAUCUUGGUUGCUCCAAUAGACGGGGACGGGAAAUUCUACGCCAAUGCCACUGACGUGGAAGGAAACGUAAUCAUUCAGUCAAGUUUGGAGAAUAACUAUUUGCGAUUUAAAUCGAUUGAUUUUAAAAUCAAAAUUGGAGACUACAACGUCCGUUUGGAGAACCUUUUUAAGGGAGACCCAAUUUUAAGUCAAGCGGCCAACCAGCUGAUUAACACCAACAAGAAUGAACUAAUUCAGCUUUCCAUACCGUUCAUUGAGAGAAAAUGUUCCGAAAUAUUUUUGCAAUUAAGCAAUAAGAUCACCGAAAACCUCAAGUACGAUGAACUAUUUCCGGUUUAGAAAGCCCUACUGAAAAAAUAUUGUUAUUCUAACGCAAAAUAAUUUGUGUCAUUUUCUUACUCUAGCAAAACGUGUUUGAUAAUUUUUGUUACUUUUCUAUGCUAUACAAACUUGUUGGCUUAAAUAUUGUGUUAUAAUAUACUUAUUUUUGAACAGUA
Molecule: messenger RNA, 1006 nt
Organism: Cylas formicarius (sweet potato weevil)
Lineage: Eukaryota; Metazoa; Arthropoda; Insecta; Coleoptera; Brentidae
Exons: 5
Coding region: 117-848 (243 amino acids)
Source: RefSeq, a predicted model, not a curated record